Molecule: messenger RNA, 483 nt
Organism: Perognathus longimembris pacificus (Pacific pocket mouse)
Lineage: Eukaryota; Metazoa; Chordata; Mammalia; Rodentia; Heteromyidae
Gene: Smim28
Product: small integral membrane protein 28
Exons: 2
Coding region: 1-483 (160 amino acids)
Source: RefSeq, a predicted model, not a curated record
AUGCAGGAACUGCUGGGCAGCAGCUGGAGGAAGUUUGGCCAUGCGGGGAGGGGGGCCUACGAGUGGCUCCCCAGCGAAGCGAGCUUGCCUCUUCUGGACACCCAGCUGCAGGGAACCCAGAAAGUGAGCUCCUCGCAAGCCGACGCGGAGCCCUUCCUGUGCAUCCUUCUCCCCGCCACCGUCCUGCUCUUCCUGGCCUUCCUGCUGCUGUUCCUGUACCGCCGCUGCCAGGCCCCCCGUGCGCAGGCCCAGGGGCUCAGCAUGGACCUCCCAGAGCACCUGGCCCCCGGGGAGGUGACCGACUUCCUGCCCGGCCUCCCCUGGGGCAGCGAGCAGAGCAUCCCCUACUCCCCCCUACCGGCCCAGCGGGUCCUGCCCUGUGCCUCUGUGGGCCUGCCACCCUCCUAUGAAGAGGCCACCAGGGCCCCCCCUGCAGAAGAGGCCUCCAGUGUGGCCCCUCAGUACCAAGAAGGGUCACCUUGA